CUCCCUUGACGUGAUGCUUGUGGGUGGACACUGUGCUGACACUCCGUUCGAAAGGAAAUUUGAUUUCAAAUUAUCUUCAUUCUUCAGAUCUGGUGUGUGCUGCCAAAACUUCUUCAGCAGAACAUAAACCAUGGGAGACUGGGGUUUUCUUUCCAAGUUACUCGACAAAGUGCAAUCGCACUCCACCAACAUCGGUAAGGUUUGGCUGACGGUGCUUUUAAUCUUCCGGAUCAUGGUGCUUGGAGGUAUUGAUAAAGUCUGGGGAGACGAGCAGUCCAACAUGGUGUGCAACGUAAUCACGCCCGGCUGCAAGAACGUGUGCUACGAUAAGCACUUUCCUAUCUCUCACAGCCGCUUCUGGGUUCUCCAGAUCAUCUUCGUGAGCCUACCGACGCUGGUCUACCUCGGCUAUGCCCUGCAUGUGAUCCACAAAGAGGACAAACUGAGGCAGAGGUUCGCUGAAAAGCAAGGAACCAAACUCCCCAAAUACACGGAUUCCAACGGAAAGCUUCAGUACAAAGGGAAUCUGUUGCGCAUCUACGUUUCUUGCCUAUUAAUGACCAUUUUGUUUGAAGCAGGCUUCAUCUGGGCUCAAUACUACCUGUACGGCUUUUUGUUGGACGCCAGGCUUAUGUGUACCUCGUUGCCAUGUCCUCAUCCCAUCGAGUGCUUCAUAUCACGUCCAACCGAGAAGACCAUCUUCAUCCUGUUCAUGGUGGUAGUAGCAUGUGUGUCAUUGUUACUGAAUAUAACAGAGAUUUUUUAUCUGAUCUGUCGGGCUUCGGUGGGUAAAAUGCAUCACCGUAAAUAUGUUACUAAAGAGACACAUUGCUGAAUUGAAAAGAAAAUUAGUUAUAUUGCUCUGUUUGGAGAACUAGGGGGUGUGACACUACAAGAAGACAAUUAUAUUAAUAACUUGUAAUUACGAUAGUACAAUAUGAUCUGUCACAAACUAUUAUACUCCACUGCAGAGGAACAGUACUCUAAAUAUGCCAUACUGCCGCACCUUAAAGGACGACACAACAAAAUGCGGUGCAAGAUUAAUCAUUUUUGUCCUUUCUGUACCUUUUCUUUAUCCGUAGUGAUGGGGAUUCUGAUUCUUUUCCUUUGUCUCAGGUAACAAAUAUGAAUCGACUCUUUUGACUCCCAAACGACUCAUUUUCUAAACAGGACAGAGUUAUAUUGUAUUUCACAAAAUAGAUUUAAAUAACGGAUUAGUCUCCUCUAACAUACUUGAUUAUAUAAGUUGGGAAUGGGAAUUCAGGUUGUUUUUUUUUUUUUUUAUAAAGUUUACAAAGUGAUUCAGUGAAUCCUUUGUCACAGGUCAUGAAGAAUCGACUCUUUUGACUCCCAAACAACUCAUUUUUUAAAUAGGACAGAAAUAUAUAUUCACAUAACCGGUUAGUCUCCUCUAAUACCUUUGACUACAUAAAGGAAGUUUUUAACAUGCAGCACUGAGAGUCAAACCCUCAAGUGAGGGUGGAAAACAUGACUAAUGAACCAGCUUCCAUUUUCAAAAGUAGUUUCCAUUUUCCAUGGAUGUAUAAGUGUAAGAUGUAAGAAAAAUAAAUGGCUCAUGCCUCUAUUCGUGGCUCUCAGAAUUCGUUCGAAAGAGUUGACUCAUGUGACUCAAUCCUAAUUUUGUCAUUACAUUUAUAUGGACUAUUUGUUCUUUCCCAUCCACUCCAAUUUAUAUUCUUGAAUCUUUAACAAAUCUUUGUUUUUUUCUUUAAAUUUCAUAAUGGUGCUGUUUGACCAAUUCUCCGAUACUAUUUUGGGUAAAUUGAUGCAUUAAUACAUACAUAUACAGUAUGAAUCUUGUAAAAUAAUGACAUACACCAUAUUGUUUUUACACACCUUCUAUCAAAUACUUCAGAUUUUUCCUUUUUAUUACUUCAAACCAUUUAUCAAUGAAAUGACACCUUUGCAGAAAUACAAGUUGUUAUAUUUUUCCGUGUUUGUGUUUAUGUGUGUGUGUGUGUGCAGGUGUGUUAUAUCGGCACAGAUUGAUAUGUACAUAAUAGCAUAUUUAAUUUAAUUUUACAUUUUAUAGCACAUUU
Hemibagrus wyckioides is the source of this 2060-nucleotide messenger RNA. It is a transcript of the gene gja12.2, whose product is annotated as gap junction protein alpha 12.2. The coding region runs from base 131 to 835 and encodes 234 amino acids. Gene Ontology annotation, cellular component: connexin complex. The record is from RefSeq and is a predicted model, not a curated record. The transcript has 2 exons. Gene Ontology annotation, biological process: cell communication. NCBI's taxonomy places the organism in Eukaryota, Metazoa, Chordata, Actinopteri, Siluriformes, Bagridae.